Molecule: messenger RNA, 1534 nt
Organism: Dreissena polymorpha
Lineage: Eukaryota; Metazoa; Mollusca; Bivalvia; Myida; Dreissenidae
Exons: 2
Coding region: 141-851 (236 amino acids)
Source: RefSeq, a predicted model, not a curated record
UGCAGAAAAUCCUCGUAAACGAUUAAAUGGUUUUUGAGGAAGUCCAAAUGUAUUCAUUAAACUUAAGCAUGAUGUCAUUAUUUGUUCAAUCGAUUUCAAUAGUCAACUAAUGUUUAAUAGAUGACAUUUGUAAAUCAAACAUGGCUUCUGGAGGGAAUGGAUCCGUUAAUUUAGGAGAUAGCGGUUAUAUAAAGUUGAGUGGAAGAAACAAUUGGUCGGACGAUGAAAGCCGAAAGUUACGGAAUCUGAAACUUGAAUUAAAUAACGCCAAGAGAGAGUUAAAAGAAACAAUUGCUAAGUGGCACAAAGACAACGCAACAUCUAGACGACAAGUAAGUCAACUUACGAAGAAAAAUCUGCAGCUUAAACUUGACCUGCAAUCGUCGAUAGAAGAAAAAGAGCAAGCCAAAAUCCAAAUGAAUCAAAUGAAUGAUACGCUUCUUGCAAAGGACAUUGACUUAGAAGACGCCAGGAAUCGGAUAAAGCGUCUGGAAAAACUUCUAAAAGAUUAUGAGAUGGCGGUGCGGAAAUCGGCAGAAAACAAUCCACUAGUACGAUCAAGCACAGAAUACAAUGAACGAAUUAAAGAUUGCAUCGACUCAAAAGAAGAGUUUAAACGUUGUAAUGAAUUGAUUAACGAACUUGGACCCCUUCUAGUUGAAACUAUUGACGCAAAACUAACUGAAAAAAUGGAAAAGGUUGAAGCAACACACAUCAGAGUUGAAACCAUUGACGCAAAGGUAAACCAGAUGAUGGCAAUGAUGCAAACACUGAUCACUGCAAACGAUCAUGUUCGACGUAGACACGAUUGCAUACCUUCAAUGGAAGAUACAUCAAGUGAAAUGGCGUAGAUCAAUGACUAAGUUAUAUUUGAUUGAACCUAUAACACAUCUGUAAUUUUCAAGGAACUGCUAGCUAAGACUUUUUAUGUUGUUUUAAGCAGUGACGUAAGGUUUAGGUAACGUUUUUUUUAUGACCUGCUAUAUGUCGAUGUGUUUGAAUAUUCAAACCUAUAUUUUUUGUUUGUUUUUUGGCCGGGCGACGCAGCUUAAGUUUUUUUAGUGUACAUGCUGUUCUUUGGUUGGAAUAUAUAUGUUUCGGGGUUCUUUGUAACCGUCGUUAGGUCCGUAGUUCUUUUAUUAAAGUUCAAACAUGAAAAGUUAUAUUUACAUGUGUACUGUGAUAAGUUUUAUGUACACAUUUCCAUAGAAAAUAUGUUUAAUGAUGAUCUCUUAAUAUGCAUUUAAACUAUAUGAUUUAUUAUUAACAAUGGAAUGGGGGACUUGUGUUAAUACUAGCGCAAUCAUAAAACUGUUAGACAUGUUAUUACAAAUUAUAGUUAUGAACUAUAUUUUGGGCAAAAUAUGUUCUCUGACACAGCAUUUGGUACGAGUACUAAUGGUUGUUAUAGACAUUUGUAAACGAGUGACUUUUAACAUGACAUUUUGUUAAAUAUGUUACCUUAACCUUUUGAAUUAGACUAUAUAUCAUUUUUGUAUUUAUAUGUUUGGGAAUAAACAAAAUAACACACGUA